ACCCCCUGCUGCUGGCCGAGUUUCUCUGUCCCUUGGCAAUAAGACAGACUCUUGUUUUCACAGCCAGCCGAUCGCCCCGUGCCAUCACCCUGCCUGCUUCCUGGGCAGGGUAACUCCUCAGCUCACCACCACCCUCUCCAGCCUGCCUUGGGCUUGGAGAGUGAGGAGAAGGGCGAGGGACGACCCUGAACAUCCUCCAUCCAUCUCUCCGUCACCAGAGCAAGAUGGCCAGGCUCCUGAGGAUGUUCAGGAAGAAGGCUCUGCAGGUGGCCCCAGAGCCUGAGGGAAGCAGCCACCAUCUUCCCCAGGAGCGAAGCGGCCCCUCCGUCCCCGCUGGAGGGGAAGAAGCUCCCGGCCGCGCCAGGAGGUGGAAGUGCCCAGCCUUCUGGCGGAGGAAACCCACUCCCGGCACAGGCGCCGAGGUGGGAGCAUCACCUCCCAGGCCAAAAUGGAGCUGGGCCAGGCUGCGGCUGGGAAGGCAGGACCCAGCCCAGGGGCGGAACCGGGCAGGGUGGCUCUGGGGCUUGUUGUUGUGUGGGCAGCAGCGGCCCCAGGCGCCCAGCCCCAACUUCCAACAGGGGGCAUCGCCCUGCUCGGUCAGUGAGGACCUUCCAGCCUCCCCAGGGCAGGAGGUGGAGGAUCCCUCUGCCAGCCCCAGCAGCUCGGGCCGCUCCCCAUCCGACAGCAGCAGCGCCUGCGACUCGGACAGCAGCCUGGCCGACGGACGCUUCUGCUUUGUUCUAGCGUCCGCCAGGGACUCCGAGGACGACGAGGAGAAAGAAGAACGGGUAGACUUGGUAACAGAGGAGGCUGCUCUCAUGAACAUCCGAGAGCAGCUCCAUGCCCGAGAAAAGGUACAAACGUUCCCCAGCUGUGCUGGAACUGAGAUUGUCCUGCUCCUUCCCAGCAUCCCGACCCCCUGCAGAAGCCGGGGUAUCCUUCCCCCACAGGCACUGUCCCAGUUCCUGACCCUGAUUGUGGAGGAGUCGUGGGACGAGGGGCAGCAGCUCGUGUUCCUGCACGCCAUCUACCCCGCGUGCUUCGCUGCCCAGCAGAGAGGGAACUACACAUUGGAGCCACACUGCUCAAAGGCGGCUGUGGCGGAGAGGAUUGUGGAGCUCAUUGAGGACCUUCCUCGUAACUCUCCACCCGGCGCCGUCCUGGCCAACUCUCUCAUUGCUGUGACCAACCUCAGCACCAUGACACCUGCCCUGGAGCCGGAGCUGGAGACCCACCUCCUCCGAGCCACCCUGCAUGCAGUCUUCACCCUGGGCACGCAGACGGACGCCAACCAAGUCCAGGAUCUGCAUAGGGUCAUACCAGACCUUCUGGACGCCAUGCUGGGGAACCUGCUGGCAAAGACCCCAGACACGGACAAGCUCCACUACAUCUUGGAGCACAUUAACUACUGGACCGUGUCCAGGGUGCCACGAGAGAGAGCCAGGGCCAUCAGGAGCAGCGCGGCCCUGCUCACGUCCGUCAUCACCCUCCCUGACUUUGACAACUCAGCCGAAUUCCCCAGGAUGGGCCACCACGUGGCACAGCUGGCUCUGUUCGUCGGUGACCCAGACGAGGACAUCAGCCGGCAGGCCAGGGAGGGGGUUUACCGGCUCUACCAGCUCCUGCUGCCCCAGAGGGGUAAGGAACCCGGCUAG
This is a messenger RNA of Trachemys scripta elegans, 1655 nucleotides long. RefSeq lists its product as uncharacterized. The record is from RefSeq and is a predicted model, not a curated record. NCBI's taxonomy places the organism in Eukaryota, Metazoa, Chordata, Testudines, Emydidae. Gene Ontology annotation, cellular component: cytoplasm. Bases 225 to 1655 code for a protein of 476 amino acids. The transcript has 10 exons.